AUGGUAGCGAUCACGAGCGAGCAGCCAGAGCAUGCGGCUCAUCAACAGGCUAUAAGCCAACGUGCCUGCCCUGGUUGGCUGCAGGACAUUGCAGCGCUGAACCGACUGAACCAUGGGGAGCGAGCAGCUGCAGGCGAUACAGUGGAACACCUUCUCUCGCAGCUCAGAAACAACAAUGUGCAUAUCCGCCUAGCUGCGAUCAGGUCCCUAGGGCACGUUGCGAGGAAUGGGGACUUCCACGUUGUGAGAGAGCUGUUGGGCCAGUCGAUAGCAAGCAGCGGGUUCGGUGUGCAGGAUAAGGCCAGCGAAGUCCGUGCUCUGGCUGCGGAGGCUGUGGGGAAGAUAGCGGCAGACACGGGGGAUCGUUUGGUUUGCGACAAGAUGCUGGAUAUGAUUGAUGACAAAGAUUGGGCAGUGAGGAGCUCGGCGCUCAAGUCCUUGUCGAAAGUCUGCAGCCGUGCAGAUGAUUGGGUGGUGGAUGAGCUGUUGGCGAAGAUGAUGGGGAGCGAGAGCUGGUCAGCAAAAGCACUCUGUGCGGAGGGCCUGGGAAACCUGUGCACUAGAGGGGCAGGACAUGUUGUAAAUGCGCUGAUAGAGAUGUCCCGGCACGAUGACUGGGCUGUACGGAAGGCAUGUCUGAUAGCCUUGGGGAAGAUUGCCCAGCAGGGGGAUCAGCUAGUCUUGCGGGCGAUCGUACAGUCCUCGCAGGACGCGGACUGGAGGGUCAGGAAGGCUGCCGUGCAAGCUCUGGGCCAGGUUGCUGAGAGAGGAUGCCGGUUCUCGAUCAACGAGAUCCUCUUGCGACUGGACGAUACUGCAGUGGGAGAAAGACACUCCAAAUUGGACGUGAUCAACCAUGAUGACAGGGACGUCAAGCUUGCAGCGAUAAAGGUGCUCGAGAAGCUUGCGGAACCGGGAGAUCAUCAUGUUCUAGCUGCUCUUGACAGCACAGCUCAACGCAUCGCUGGAGAUUCCGUGCUGCUUGCUGCGAUAGUGCGGGCUACGACUGUCAUCUCGCACGAGAGCCUGAUCCCGCGGUUGGGAGAUUUCUCCGGCACGGAGUCCUCCUCCUCUACAGAUUCCUCACCGGAAUGUGUGAGCAGGGGAAGCCUGGCUGAAUAA
Guillardia theta CCMP2712 is the source of this 1122-nucleotide messenger RNA. RefSeq lists its product as hypothetical. The coding region runs from base 1 to 1122 and encodes 373 amino acids. The transcript has 11 exons. Gene Ontology annotation, molecular function: oxidoreductase activity; protein binding. Lineage: Eukaryota; Cryptophyceae; Pyrenomonadales; Geminigeraceae. The record is from RefSeq and is a predicted model, not a curated record.